Onychostoma macrolepis is the source of this 1838-nucleotide messenger RNA. It is a transcript of the gene hdgfl3, whose product is annotated as HDGF like 3. Gene Ontology annotation, molecular function: double-stranded DNA binding; transcription coregulator activity. Gene Ontology annotation, biological process: regulation of transcription by RNA polymerase II. Bases 411 to 941 code for a protein of 176 amino acids. Gene Ontology annotation, cellular component: nucleus. Lineage: Eukaryota; Metazoa; Chordata; Actinopteri; Cypriniformes; Cyprinidae. The record is from RefSeq and is a predicted model, not a curated record. The transcript has 6 exons.
CAGCGUUUUAGCUUCAUUUCGAAAGCAGCUCACCGUGUUCUCAGAUCAGUCUCUGAUAGUUCGGGACGCCGUGAGAUCCGUUGUUCUGACGAUUUGUGCUACCUCCCGUUAAGCAGAUAGGUAGCACAAAUCAUAGCGAGAAAUGCUACCCAUCAGAUUGUGCUACCAGCAUCUUAUUCGUGUGGUUGGAGGCUUUUUUUAAUGUCCAUAACUAACCCAACCCUAAACCUACUACCCACCCAUACCUACCUACCCUUACCCUAAACUCACCUUUAAAACAAUGCAAAUAUAUUUAUGGUAGCACAAUCUGAUAGGUAGCAUGUUUCGUCGGUACACCAGAUCCACAAAGUGCUUCUUUGAGUCUUACAGAGAUGCAUUCUUAAAAACAACAAGCAUGUAAAGCGUCUAUAAUGUGCCAUGAGAUCGACGAGCUGCCAGAGGGAGCCGUCAAGCCGCCAGCUAACAAAUACCCCAUCUUCUUCUUUGGUACCCAUGAGACUGCCUUCCUGGGCCCUAAAGACCUGCUGCCCUACAAGGAAUACAAAGACAAGUUUGGCAAGUCGAACAAGAGGAAAGGGUUUAAUGAAGGCCUGUGGGAGAUCGAAAACAACCCUGGCGUCAAAUUCACCGGUUUCCAGGUGAUGCAGCAGCAGAGCUCGUCUGAGACCGAGGGAGAAGGAGGGAACGCGGUUGAUGCCAGCAGCGAAGAGGAGGAGGGCAAGAUGAAGAGCGACAAGGUCGGAUCCAAGCGGAAAAAAAGCGCAUCCUCAAAGAUGUCAUCCAAGCUGUCCAGGAAGGGUUCGGAUGAAGAUCUGGAGAAGGAUGGCAAAGACGAGCAGAAGAGCGGAUCAGAGGGUGGUGACCAUGACAACAACAUCCAGAACUCGUCAGACAAGACAUGCAGUCAAGGGCAGAAUCUGUCGCUCCGGGAGGAUCACUAGAUGAUCGUCGGACACCGGCUCGUGACACUUAUAUGUGAUAUUGUAAAUGCAUCUUAUUACACUGAUCGCUUGCAAACUCCCACACAUUAUUAUCUGGUUCAGUCAAACACACACACACACGUACAGUCCAGGAGCCCCACUCAAACGACCGUCAUUCCUCUCUGCUGUUUUGAUUUAGAGUUUAGCUUUAGCCUCGGCGGCAGACGUUCAGAUCUCUCAGUCAUUCCUCUCCUGUCACGCUACAGAUUUCUUUCUUUCACAAUGAACAAACACAUUGUUGGUCAGACGUUCAUCUGUUAAACGACUUGGCCAUCUCUCACGCUUUUACGUAAUCAGAGAAAAAAGAGUGGAAACCGUAGAAUCCGUAUGAAGUAUCGUGCACAAACAGAGUCGCUGUAACUCAUUUAUCUCUGUACGUUUGAUUUGGGUGUAGAUUCUAGGAGCUCAGUACUAUUAUCCCGACGCUAGAGGUACUGCUCAUCUUUUUAAGACGUGAAAUAUCUGUUCGUGUGUCGGUGGGUUGGUUGUUUUCUAGCCUUUCUAGUGGCAUGCCGGCUUCUGUUUCCAUUCCGUAGCUCCGUUCCGUUCUGAUGAUGUUCUUCUGUCUGUCCGUUUCGUCAGACGGCGCCAAUCCCGUCCUCUUCCCGACGGAAAACGUGCUCUUGAUUUGUUACCUUUUUUUUUCUUAUCUUUGUUUAUAUAAAGAAUAUAUUCUAUUUAUUUUUGAUGAUAGUAGAUGACACAUCUGUGGUAAAUUCACCAAUGUGGUUUUCAUUUCGUUCCAAUUUUUAUUGCCCUCAUACAUGUUGCAUUUUCGAAGUUUGUAGCUACAUGUAAACUGUUUUUCCUGUUUAUUGACAAGAAUUUUACAGAAUAAACUCAUUGGAAUGCAAGUCU